AUCAACGGAUACCCGCUUCCCGUCCCCAGACGGCGUCCCGCGCUAGAGGCCAAGCACGAGUCUCCGCAGAAAUCUGACCUCUGAUUGUCCAGCCAUGUGUCCACACGAUACCGCUUGAUUUGACAAUGAUCUUCCAGGCGAGUGCGGAUAAGUCCCUUAUGCGGUUGUUAUCAGAAGUCAAGACCAACAUGUGUCCACCAUGGCCAGUCCGCCCGUUUGUCAUCUCCAUAGAGGAUACUGGUGGGACAUCUAUUGUCACGAUAAUGUUCUAGGGCGAUAUCCACUCAACUGGGCCGCCGCGUCAACUCAAUUCUUACCACCCGUGGCUCAGUGCCAUUUCAGCGAUGCUGUGGAUGACUGUCAGGUAAGUCCAACUAGAUAAGCAGAUGUAUAUCAAGGUGAGAUCGUCCCUGCCACGUUCUCUUUCGUGGUUCAUAUGCCAAUCUAAUCAACCUAAUCAUUACCCUCACCAUGGCCAUCUCAAUGGCAGGUUUCAAAGAGAAGGUGGCGAGCAAGAAGCAGGCCAUCAAGGAGGCAUUUAGUAGCAAAGAGGCUUUUCUUCGAGCAAUCGAAGUAAGAAACACCAUCGAAGAUGGUACGACCACCGGCCACUACAAACGAGCCGAUCCUCGAUGGAUGAACGAGGAUCUGGAGCCCACUCCCCCAGAGAAGCGCACAUGGGGUUUCAAAACCUACUGCAUGUUCUACUUUGGUCUCUCCUUCGGCAACUGGAGUCUGGGUGCCGUCAUGGUUGGCAUCGGCUUGAGUUGGUGGCAAGCAAUUGUCGUCAUUUUCAUCGCCCAGGCCAUUGCAUCCCUUGCAAAGGCUUUCAACUCCAGGGUCGGCACCAUGUACCACAUUGGUUAUCCCGCUGUGUGUCGUGGCAUCUUUGGCUUCUAUGCUAGCUACUACUUUGUCGGGGCCAGAGCUGCUCUAGCAGUCAUCUGGUACGGAGUUCAGCUUUACACCGGCGCGAGUUACUUUGCAAACAUGCUUCGCGCAAUCUUCGGCAGCUCCUUUCACGACAUUCCGAAUGCGAUCCCCGAAUCCGUUGGAAUCACCACCAACCGCAUGAUCGCUUUCUUUCUGUUCUGGCUCAUCCACUUCUAUUUCUGCUUCUACCGACCUUAUCAACUCGUCAGAUUCUUCUGGUUCAAGGGACUAAUAAUGCUACCCGCUGUGUUCGGAGUGUUUAUCUAUUGUAUGGUUGCGACAAAGGCACAAUUCGGUGGCGCCUUGCCCGCGGUGACCGGAAGUCGACCCUUGGGAUGGUUGUUCAUGCAUGCCAUCAACAGCGGCAUGGGUAACCAGGCUACGCUCAUCACCAAUCAGCCUGACAUUGCCAGAUGGUCCAAAACCCCAGGCGCCGCAGUAUGGUCUCAAGUGCUGGUUCAGCCUCUUGCAUCAACCUUGUCGGCGACGUUUGGUAUUCUCGCCACUGCAGCAAUCAACAACGUCUGGGGCCUGCAAUUGUGGAACCCCUGGGAUCUUCUGGACGCCAUCAUGGAUCGCCACUUCAACGGAGGAGCUCGGUUUGCUAUCUUCUUGGCCGCAUUCACCUGGACGAUUGGUAUUCUCGGCACCAACAUCGCAGCCAAUAUGAUCCCCUUUGGCUCCGAUGUCACUCUGUUGGCUCCACGAUACAUUGACAUGAGACGAGGCUUCUUCCUCGCCGAAUUCCUCGGGUAUGCCGUGGUCCCAUGGAAGAUUUUGGCCUCUGCAAGGGCUUUUACAUCCUUCCUGUCCGGUUAUGGUCUCUUCAUGGCCUCGGUGGUUGCCAUUAUGAUUUCAGAAUAUUUCAUGAUGAUAAAAGGAAACUUUUUUGUUUCUCAUCUAUUCGACCCCACCAAGGACAACGAGUACUAUCGAUACCAUAAAGGGUGGAAUAUACAAGCUCUGAUUGCCUAUCUGAUCGGAAUUGCCCUUCCCUUCCCUGGCUUCGUUGCCACACUAGGCGCACCGGGUGUCAAUGACGGAGGAAGAAAUCUCUUCUCCAUGGGUUGGAUUCUGUCCUUCUGUACCUCGUUUGUCAUGUACUGGGUCAUCUGUUCCUUCUGGCCAACUGAGGCUCAAAAGGCCAUUCGUGCACGAGGCCUGAAACGCGAGCAGGUCGUGUCAGAGCAGCUCCUCACUCACGAAGGACUGUCGGUCGACGAUGAGGAGAAGAAUGUCGUAGAUGUCGAGACGACACCGGUCAAGAAGGAUGACGUGAGCUGAAGAGCCAGUUGAACGGUCAUGAUGAGGGUAAUGACUAAUAGAG
This is a messenger RNA of Exophiala mesophila, 2260 nucleotides long. RefSeq lists its product as uncharacterized. NCBI's taxonomy places the organism in Eukaryota, Fungi, Ascomycota, Eurotiomycetes, Chaetothyriales, Herpotrichiellaceae. The coding region runs from base 472 to 2217 and encodes 581 amino acids. Gene Ontology annotation, biological process: nucleobase transport; transmembrane transport. The transcript has 3 exons. Gene Ontology annotation, molecular function: nucleobase transmembrane transporter activity. Gene Ontology annotation, cellular component: plasma membrane. The record is from RefSeq and is a predicted model, not a curated record.